AUGGCUGUCCCGCGAGCAUAUGCCCCUGGCUACAUACAAAAUGGUGCUACUAGCCUUCCAUCACCUGGAGCAGCGCCUCUCCUACCCAACCAAGGCCGUAUAAUCCAGACGGGGCCCAUCCGGAUUCUCUGCAUUGCGGACGUUAGAGGAAACCUACGAUCGCUCAACGAGCUUGCGAAACAAGCUCAAGCUGACCACAUUAUCCACACUGGCGACUUUGGAUUCUACGAUCACACAUCCCUGGAACGGAUUGUGGAGAAGACCCUGAAGCACGUUGCACAGUAUUCACCACUCAUCUCUGAACCGGUCAAGAAGGCUAUUCAGCAAGGUGGACCUGGCUCCGUGAAAUCCAGAUUCUCUGCGAGCGAACUCCCCCUUUCCGAGCUCCCUCUUUUACUCAGUGGAGAGCUGAAGCUCGAUGUUCCUGUCUAUACCGUUUGGGGUGCUUGUGAGGAUGUUCGCGUUCUCGAAAAGUUCAGGUCCUCCGAGUACAAGGUUCCCAACCUCCAUAUCAUCGACGAAGCACGCUCCAUGUUGCUGGAAGUAGGUGGUGUAAAGCUCCGGCUUCUCGGUCUCGGAGGCGCCGUGGUAAUGCAUAAACUAUUCGAUAACGGAGAGGGCCGCACUACUAUUGCGGGAGGACAAGGUACAAUGUGGACGACUCUACUGCAGAUGGGAGAGCUGGUCGACACUGCCCACCGCGUCUAUGAUCCUACCGAGACUCGAGUCUUUAUCACGCAUGCCUCUCCCGCCCGAGAGGGUAUAUUGAAUCAGCUCUCUGUUACCCUAAAGGCGGACUUUUCUAUUUCAGCCGGACUCCACUUCCGAUAUGGAAGUUCUUACAAUGAAUUCAGCGUCAACCCUACACUGGAUCACUACCGUGGGAAGCUUGCCGCCUCGAAAGCCUCGUUCAACGACGUCUGGGAAACAGUUCGGGGAGAAGUCGAGCCUGCUAUCCAGCAGAACGAAGCCCAACAGAACCUACUGAAGAAUGCCCUGCAGAUAGUGGAAAAGAUGCCUACGACGGCUGCGGGUGGAAAUCCGUUUGGGGGCCCGGUUGGCCAAGGUGCUCUGGGCGCAGUUGACGAAAGCGCUUUCAAGAACAUGUGGAACUUUAACCUUGCCGAUGCAGCUUUUGGCUAUCUAGUGCUGGAGAUCCAAGAUGGACGAAUUGGAACCGAGAUGCGUGCUCAGGGAUUCAACUUUUCCCACCGGGGAGCUAAACAGCAGUCAUCUUCUGCUCCUGCACCUGCAGCAGCAGCUCCCGCCGCCCCUCCAAGCGCAACCUCUCCUGCUGCUCCCGCCGCAGCAGCCGUCAAACAAUCGCCAUCAGCUCAACAACCGAAGCCUGCUCCAGCUGCCCCCAUCUCUACGAUACCGAGCCGAUCAACCCCACAGCCUACCGCAGGGGGUGGCCCAGCUAAUAAAGAAGCUGAGAAGACAUCAGCUUCGAUUAAUGGAUCUGCAAAUGCACCUGAACCAGCCACCUCACCAGUCCCAAAGACAUCCGCAUCUGAUAUCAUUGGCCUGUUCAUUAUGAAUGUCAACACGGACGAGCAGUGCCGCGAUCUGUUUGAUGAGGCUGACAAGUCCAAGAUUCUCAAGAUUGAGAAGUGGGGUGGCUCAAACAAGGUCGUUCAAUUCAGAACGAUCGAAGACCGCGACGGAGCUAUGGGUAGACUGCCGGAAGCCGUGAAGACAAGAACCACGGAGGACCGAUCAAAACCUUUAGUAAAAAUCUUCCACCAUCGAGAAGGCAAGCCUUUCAACACCCGCGGCAAUGCUGGAACCUGGGGUGGCAGCGGACGGGGCGGAGCUGCCUCAAGCGGAUAUCGCAGUGCUGGCGGCACUAGUGAUUCUGAAAGCAACCGGCGAGGCGGCCGCGGAGGACGCGGAGGACGAGGUAGCGAGCGAGGCCGCGGUUCCCGUGGGCGAGGAGGCUUAAAGGGGGACGCGGGUGUAUCGCCCGCAGCGACUCCUGCUGCCGAUUAG
Molecule: messenger RNA, 1992 nt
Organism: Trichoderma virens Gv29-8
Lineage: Eukaryota; Fungi; Ascomycota; Sordariomycetes; Hypocreales; Hypocreaceae
Exons: 3
Coding region: 1-1992 (663 amino acids)
Molecular function (GO): hydrolase activity
Source: RefSeq, a predicted model, not a curated record